This is a messenger RNA of Exophiala mesophila, 3398 nucleotides long. RefSeq lists its product as uncharacterized. Bases 604 to 2811 code for a protein of 735 amino acids. Gene Ontology annotation, cellular component: cytoplasm. The record is from RefSeq and is a predicted model, not a curated record. The transcript has 2 exons. Gene Ontology annotation, molecular function: protein binding. Lineage: Eukaryota; Fungi; Ascomycota; Eurotiomycetes; Chaetothyriales; Herpotrichiellaceae.
ACCGUAUCUACCAUACGCUACUUCACUACUGCAUCAAUUCAAUUUCAACGCCCAUCUUCCAUUUUCCACCGCAAUUCACCCUCUCGGCACCACCAUCAACACCUCAUUGACCUGCUCACCUACAUACAGAUGCCAAUCCUCUUCGCAAUCCACCCUCUUUGUCAUCGUUGACCACCCUUUCUCCCAACCGCCCACCCCCUUCCAAUCCUCCCAAUCAGCAGUGUCAGGUCAUCUCAUCUCCUUGUCAGCAGUCCCCGCUGCCGUCCAUCCUCGCACGCGAGCCUCUUCGUCGCCCGAUCCCCUCUCUUGAGAAAACUAUCGUACGUCUAUAAACCUCUAGCUUGUUCAUCAGCAUCGACAACCAAAUCCCUGUCAUUCGCGUUGUCGCCUCGUGUAUUAAUAUCUACUUUUUAUUAGAUCACUCGAGCCUCCUACUCCAACACAUGACGGCUUUCCGGGUCUCUACCUCUCGGUCCCUGUUUUCGCCUGCUUUUCACCUUACCCUGAUACAGAACACCUCUGCUCUGUGAGCACGUAUCCUGUCACACCCUCGACUGCGCUUCUGUGGAAUUCCUACCCUCCUCAGCAAGACCAGGUAUCCCGAUGACGACCGCCGUGGCAUCUCCUCCAAACUUUCAAAAUAUCUCUCGCUUGAAUUGGAAUGGUGUAAACUCCAACGGCGGCGGCUUCUCGGCAAUGAGCUCUGACGAGGUUCCACGCAUCUUUCCGCCUCAACGCAAGACCGUCCAGCGGAGUAACUCGUCCUCGUCCUUAUCAUCCAACAGCUCCUCCACCUCUACAGUCACCAUUACUCAGUCCGAACCAUCCACAGACGUCGCCCCGGGCGCAAAGAAGAAAGCAAGAGGUGGAUUCUGGCCCGUCUCAAAGUCUGAAUCUACCGCCAGUGUCUCCAAUGCACGCGCAAAUGGCUCGCUGCAAACGGCCAUCAGCAACUCAUUGAUCAACCACAAAUCCCCCGUUCAACCAGCUCUACCCAACCAGGCCCCCAUCAAUCAGGUGAAUGGAUCCAGAACCGCCAACGUCCCGGCGCCGGGCGAACCAGCCGCCGUACUCGCCUUGCUACCUAUGAACGGGACAUUUGAAAGAAAGCAGAUCAGCUUGCCCUUUUUUCCAGACGUGCUGAGGGUUGGUCGGCAAACCAAUGCCAAAACUGUCCCAACACCAAUCAACGGCUAUUUCGACUCGAAGGUUUUGUCUCGUCAACAUGCAGAAGUCUGGGCUGAAAGGAACGGUAAGGUGUACAUCCGCGACGUCAAGUCAUCCAAUGGGACAUUUGUGAAUGGCCAAAGACUCUCGCCCGAGAACCGUGAAUCUGAACCUCACGAAUUGAGGCAACACGACACUCUAGAACUUGGGAUCGACAUUGUGAGUGAGGAUCAGAAGACUAUUGUUCACCACAAGGUCUCGGCCAAAGUCGAAUAUGUCGGGUUACCGGGAGCAUCCAACAAUGUUCUCGACUUGAGUUUUGGUGACCUGGACCCGUCUCAUGGGGGUUCUCUAUUACCCUCACCGGUCAGUUCGCCGAUGAUGCACUCCAGAAGUCGUUCCGGCGGCCCUUCCAUCAAUGGCCGCUCCCCGAACGCUUCCAGUGUUGCCGGGAGUCAGAUGAGUUCCGCUGCCCAACAACGGCAAGCCAAUUUUUAUGGGUCACCUCUUAAUGUCGAGCAGCUCGUCAAGUCUCUCGCGGUCGAGAUGCGCACAGCAAAACAACAAGCAGAAGAGCUCGAGCAGGCCGGGACCUUUCUCCACGCCAUGCUCCACCCGAAUGAUGAGGUGCCGAAAGCGCAACAGCCAGUGAAAGAGCCCAGCCACGCGCGGCCGUCGAAUGGACGAUCGAGGGGGUUGAAGAUGGACCAUAUGAAUCGGUUUUCUGAACCUCCGGCUCCGCCUCCCCAACAUCCGCUGCCCGAGAAACCCGAUGGUGCAAAGUCUAGCCCAGUCAGCACACCAUUUUCGAAUCUAUUAAAACGCAGCGAGACGGCCAAGUCACCCAAACCGCCCUCACACUCGCCCACCAACACGCAAAGUAGUCAGAUGUUGUCACUGAUUGAAGCACUCAGUAUAGCCAAGAAGGAACUCGACUCUCAAAGCGCUCGGGUGAGGCAGCUUGAAGACAUGCUUAAAGACGAGAAAACGGCUCGAGAACAAGCUGAGGACCGGGCGCGGAAACUUGAGCAACAUGCGGCGUCGCGGCCUGUGCCGGUCGUGCUCGAGGCAGACGAGUCAUCGAGUUCUACUGCAGCGCUUGAGAGCACCCCCACAACUUCCGCAGAAGCUCCUGCAGAAGCAAUAGAAGGCGUAUCGAGCGAACGACAGCUGAAAGAGAAGCUAGACAACGUCAUGGCGGAGAUGCACAAGCUGAAGAUGGACGUGGAACAUUACCAACGGAGAGCCAAGACGGCGGAGGACGAUGCCAGCCAAGCGCGGGCGAGCCUUGCCGAGAUGAUCAAGCAAAUUAGGGAAGAAAACGAAAAGGAGAAGUCGCAGGGGACAGAGACUGAACUGGAAGCAACAGACGACGCAGGUGAGGUGUCGAGGCGUCCAAACGCGAGCGACGGCCUGGUCGAAAGCAAAGGAUUGAGCCAGUGGCCGUCACAAGCAAAUGGACAUGUGCGUGGGCCGAGGUUGCCCGAGCAUCUUGAACAGGCCGUGGCCACGGUGCUGAAAGAACGACAGGGCAAUGGAGACUCGCUCGGUCAGUCAGCGCCAUAUAUGUCCAUGCUUGGGGUGGUCUUGAUUGGAGUUGGGCUGAUGGCCUACCUGAACUCGUGGCAGAAGACGGAGAGAUGAUAAAAGCUCAGUGGGAGGUAGGAGCUAGGAGUUUGAAGUAGCGCUUCGUGUGUCAGCUCGGACGGCGACGAUUCAUUGCACAUGAUUUCUUUUGGAUUUUCUAUUUCUGAUACAUGACCCGACAUUCAUGCAGCGUUGCAUGAUCUGGGCCGGCGUUUCUGGGCCUAUUAUUGGGGAGGCAGAACUGUGAUGGAUUGAUCGAGGGCCAAGAGAGCCUCGAUGAAAGACCAACUGCAAUGCGAACAUCUAACUUGGGGACGCGACACAAAACAGGAUUGUCUGAUGCAGCUGUCGCAGUCACAAAUUGGAAGUCGACUUGAUUCGACGUGGGGACAGUCUUGUGCUCACAGCAGAGUCCAUGCAUGAACCAGACUAGAGUGGAUGGCGCGUCAAAUUCUUUUGUUAUGUAUACAUGUGGGCGGAAGAAUUGUGGGAAAUGGUACACGAUGCAUGGUCGACGGCGACGGCGACGGCGACGGCGUGAGGUUAGUCUUGGUCAACCGGGCUUACAUAGAUACUGUGUAUGCCCUUUUAAUUAGUGCAACGACGAUGACUAUAACGAACACCAAUAAAUGACAGAAGCUGAG